Sesamum indicum (sesame) is the source of this 1281-nucleotide messenger RNA. Its product is annotated as putative pyridoxal 5'-phosphate synthase subunit PDX1. Gene Ontology annotation, biological process: amino acid metabolic process; pyridoxal 5'-phosphate biosynthetic process; pyridoxine biosynthetic process. NCBI's taxonomy places the organism in Eukaryota, Viridiplantae, Streptophyta, Magnoliopsida, Lamiales, Pedaliaceae. The record is from RefSeq and is a predicted model, not a curated record. Gene Ontology annotation, molecular function: amine-lyase activity.
GGAGUUCCAUAGCCACUUGAGUCCCAAUCUCCACCUCCUCACUCUCUCUCCCCCUUCCCUUACUUAACCCUCACAACCAUUCUCUUCCUUCCCCUAUCUAUCUCCUCAAUUUCCAUUCUCUCUCUCGCCCACCCACUUGCAAAUCUUUGCCUCAAUCAUCAAUCCAAUACAAACAAUGGCUGGAAGUGGAGUCGUCACCGUCUACGGCAACGGCGCAAUCACCGAAACCACCAAGCAAUCCCCCUUCUCCGUCAAGGUCGGCCUGGCCCAGAUGCUUCGUGGCGGCGUCAUCAUGGACGUCGUCACACCCGAGCAAGCCCGCGUAGCGGAGGAGGCCGGUGCCUGCGCCGUCAUGGCCCUGGAGCGGGUCCCUGCUGACAUCCGGGCUCAAGGCGGCGUGGCCCGUAUGUCCGACCCGCAACUCAUCAAGGAAAUCAAGCAGGCCGUCACCAUCCCUGUCAUGGCCAAGGCCCGAAUCGGCCAUUUCGUGGAGGCCCAAAUCCUUGAGGCCAUCGGCAUCGACUACGUCGACGAGUCCGAGGUGCUCACCCUCGCCGACGAUGAGAACCACAUCAACAAGCACAACUUCCGUAUCCCUUUCGUCUGCGGCUGCCGCCACCUCCGGGGGGCGCCGCACCGCCCCAAGGGGGAGGCCGGCACCGGCAACAUCAUCGAGGCGGUGCGCCACGUGCGCUCCGUGAUGGGCGACAUCCGAGUCCUCCGCAACAUGGACGACGACGAGGUCUUCACCUUCGCCAAGAAGAUCCAGGCCCCGUACGAUCUUGUGAUGCAGACUAAGCAGCUCGGGAGGCUUCCGGUGGUUCACUUCGCCGCAGGAGGAGUGGCCACCCCUGCAGACGCGGCGCUGAUGAUGCAACUCGGUUGCGACGGCGUGUUUGUUGGGUCCGGGGUGUUCAAGAGCGGGGACCCGGCCCGACGCGCGCGGGCGAUAGUCCAGGCGGUGACCCAUUACAGCGACCCAGAAGUGCUGGCGGAGGUGAGCUGCGGCCUCGGGGAAGCAAUGGUGGGAAUCAAUCUGAACGAUGAUAAGGUGGAGAGGUACGCGAACAGGUCAGAGUGAGAAGAAAAUGAAAUGGGUCGGGUAUUUGGAUCCAUCAGGAUGAAUUUGGGGGGUCAUAUUUGUUGUUCUUUGCAUUCUGGUCCUUAUACUUGUCAUAAUUUAGAUACAUAUCCCAUGACGUUUUAUGUUGAAUUGGAAAUUUUGCUGAAGCCCUCUCUUCUCAGUUCAGUAUGCUAUUGAGUGGAGUAUAUGUAGCUUCU